AUGGAAUUUGAAGCUCCAUUGCUAAAUCUUUUCUGUAACGAGGAUAUUUCCUCUCUCGAUUCGAAUUUAAUCGAAAAAGACGAUGACUUGGAUUUCAUUUCUGUUUCUGAACCUGAUUGCGACUACAUUGAAAAUUCAUUCCGAAAGGAGAUUAUUAUUUUUCGGUCAAACAGAGACCAAAAUGAAGUCAAAAGAUGGCCCCAAAGCUUCCGUUUGGAAGCCGUAAAAUCUAUUCUUAAAAUAAGUGCCAUGUUUGGAUAUCACUACCGUACGGCAUAUCUCUCAUCGAUUUACUUAGAUCAGUUUUUGGCCAAAACCUGGUUUUCUGAUGGAAAUACAGCAUGGACGAGUCGAUUAUUAUCGAUAGCUUGUUUAUCGCUAGCUGCAAAAAUGGAGGAACAUAAAGCACGGAAGUUAAUCGAAUAUCGUGUGGAUGGAUAUGGUUUUGAAGGAAUCGCAAUUCAGAAAAUGGAACUAUGCGUUUUGCAUGAACUUGGAUGGCAAAUGGGUAUUUUGACUCCAUUUACAUAUAUACACUAUUUCACCGCAAAGUUGUGCGCUGAAAAAUGUAGGCAAAAAGAGAUUGCGACUCGAGCUGCAGACUUAGUGUUGGCAAUCAUGGAAGAGCCAAAUAUUAAUGCGGCUGAAAAUCUGUCAUCGAUUGUUGCAGCUGCAUCAGUAUUAGCAGCAUAUGAUCAUCGAUUGGAGAAAAGAAUGAUGGAGGAUAAGAUAAAUGAAAUCCCAUCUUGGGGAUCCCUUGAAAAAGACCUUACAUUCUCAUGUUAUUGCAAACUUCAAGAGAUUAUGAUGCUAAAAACCCCGAAAUCUGCUAUAAGUCCGAGUUGGAUUUCAGCUGAUGAUUCGACCGCCAUCACAUCCAAAGGGGGCUCUAAAAGAAGGCUAAACUUUGAUAAUAAUAAUAAUAAUGAUCAAAAUUGUCCCACAAAGAAGAAUUGUUGA
Messenger RNA from Striga asiatica, 960 nucleotides. NCBI's taxonomy places the organism in Eukaryota, Viridiplantae, Streptophyta, Magnoliopsida, Lamiales, Orobanchaceae. The record is from the annotation of a GenBank genome assembly.